Molecule: messenger RNA, 777 nt
Organism: Manis javanica (Malayan pangolin)
Lineage: Eukaryota; Metazoa; Chordata; Mammalia; Pholidota; Manidae
Source: RefSeq, a predicted model, not a curated record
UUUCCUCUUCCAGGACUUCAAGAGUGCGCGGAGAGCGCACCGCGGGCCGCUCACUCCUUGGGAGUCAGUUGGCGCCUGGCCCUGACUACCUGGUGCCGGGCACUCUCAGGUGCAGGAGGAACGGGCCAGGUGGAGACCCUCAAGGCUCGCCCCCGCCCCCCCCGCCGGCACCCCUCUCCCCACUCCGCCCUGCGCCUGCGCCGCCAUGGGGUCGUCCCGUGGAGGCUGUGCGCACGUGGGCUCCAGCUCACCUGCCCGGAGCCGGGGUGCGUGCCGCGGGCACAGGAGGGCUCGGGGCUUGCCAGAGCUGCAGAAGAGUCCCUACGGAAAGGCGAGAUGGAGACUGGGGCGCAGAUCUCUGGACUGAGUGCCUCUGAGGACGAAGGCCCCCUUUCAGAGACGAGUCCACUGCCCUUGAGAAGGGUCCUGCAGCACAGCACCCUGGAGGAAGCCGCGCUUAGUGAGCACAGGCAGUCUCUGGGCUGUGUCCCCUCCCCAUUGCCUGCAUGCGCUUCCUGGGACCUCCCAUCCCAGCAGCCAGGGCUCAGCCCCAAAGCUGCCCUCCAAGAGGGGCAGCCUUCUAAUAUCUGGGCCUCUGGGGCAUCCAGUGGGUUGGUAGGGCCGGACCGGGACCCCUGGGCUCCUGAGGAGGACAUGCCCACACCAGCCUCGGGCGCCUGGCUAUGGGCACAUAAAUGUUGCCCAGACUUCAAGAGUGCGCGGAGAGCGCACCGCGGGCCGCUCACUCCUUGGGAGUCAGUUGGCGCCUGGCCCUGA